AUGGGCAAGGGAGAGGGCUCGUAUGGGGUGGUGUUGCAACAAGACGGUAUUUUGGUGUCUCGCGGUGGUGGGGAGAAGGAAGGAGGAAGAAGACUAGAUCAUAGGAGCAAGGCUCAGCCUCAAUCUGCAGUUCCCAUUGAUAUCGCCAACCCCGAGCCCCCUCGAGCUGCACUCUCAAGCCUUUCUUCAUAUCCUCUCGCCCCAUCUCCUCCAUCUCUUGCCCCAGGGCUAGGGCCUUAG
Messenger RNA from Protopolystoma xenopodis, 240 nucleotides. Lineage: Eukaryota; Metazoa; Platyhelminthes; Monogenea; Polystomatidea; Polystomatidae. The record is from the annotation of a GenBank genome assembly.